AUGGGUGCUGUCUGUUGUACAGAGUUGUUUUAAAGAGGAGGUGAAUUAGAUCUGAAAAUGGUUAAGUCAGAGGAGAAUAAUUAAUAAAUACUAAAUGGAACUCCUACUAUAUCAAAAGAGUUAUAUACUAGUAAGGAUAAAAUAUAAGGAUAAAUGGAAAUUUGUUAUUCAUGUCAAGUGUUGAAAAUUCAUUGUGAAUGCAAAUCUGUGUAAAAAUUACUUGGGGAUGUGGAUGAUGAGCAAAUAUUUAUACAUUCGUCUCGAUCCCUGGAUAGCUCAUCCUCAGAAUCUCGUCCAGACGAUACGAAUACUAAAAAAACGAUUUUAAAGCAUCAAUUACAUUAUAUAUCAAAUACGUAAUAAUAGCAAAUUCAAAUAAAAAAGAAGGUUAGAUUCGAUUUAACUAAGAAAUAGUGA
Messenger RNA from Paramecium octaurelia, 417 nucleotides. Lineage: Eukaryota; Ciliophora; Oligohymenophorea; Peniculida; Parameciidae. The record is from the annotation of a GenBank genome assembly.